Kuraishia capsulata CBS 1993 is the source of this 933-nucleotide messenger RNA. RefSeq lists its product as uncharacterized. The transcript has 2 exons. Gene Ontology annotation, cellular component: cytoplasm; nucleus. The record is from RefSeq and is a predicted model, not a curated record. Lineage: Eukaryota; Fungi; Ascomycota; Pichiomycetes; Pichiales; Pichiaceae. The coding region runs from base 1 to 933 and encodes 310 amino acids. Gene Ontology annotation, molecular function: tRNA-specific adenosine-34 deaminase activity.
AUGGGCACAAAACGCCAAAAGACCGCUCAUCACACAAUCAACUACGAAACGCUGACUUUUGAUGAAGUGCUCCGUAAUGUGCGGUCUUUGGAAGGUCCGCCAGGCGAGGGUCUAAUACACGCGUGGAUAGCUGAGGUUCCCGCGUCUGAAUCGGCAAAAGUCCUAAGUGCAAUACGAGAAGGUGUUGAUGAUACGGUUGAUCUUAAACAUCUCAAAAGAUUCGUGAAGACAGCAAAUGGAACCCUGCGUACACUGGUGUGUAGCGUGGAUCAUAUGAAGAGACCACAGCUUGAAGAACUACUGCGGUCGGUCACAAUCCUCAAUAUUACGGAGGAAUUGGUUCCGGGGAUAUAUCCUACAACUAAAGAGGUUUCCCUGGAACUUUCUGCAAAAUACUGGCCCAUCUCGUGGAAGGGUAACCCAUUGGUACAGGAACUCAAUGAAUUGAAGGUGGAUGUACCCGCAGUGAAGAAAAACCUGGAGUACAUCGCGAAAAUAGCGAAAGAGACCACAGGAAAACAGCUGCCUAUUGUGACUAUGAUGGUUGAUUCCAGAGACCCACAGAGACGGGUAGUGAGUGUGGAUUCUCGUGAAACCAACCAGUUGGCGCAUUCUGUUAUGCGUUGUAUUCAAGAGGUGGCUGAUCACGAGGUAGAGAGGCGAAAAUUAGGCGAAGAACGCGAUUACCUCUGUUUUGGAUACGAUGUCUAUACCACCCAUGAACCAUGUGCAAUGUGCUCCAUGGCACUAGUACAUUCGCGAGUUUCGAACCUGUACUAUGUCAAUCAAAGUCCUGUCACAGGUGCCAUUGACCCUCAAAGUGGAAGUGGCUAUUGCAUCCAUAGAGCACUCACAUUGAACUGGAAGUUUGAAGCCUGGCAUUGGCUAGAGGAACUGGAUGUGGACAAAAUAGCUCCGGAUGUCUUUGUGUGA